UACCUGAUGAUCUGACGGACUCACACUGACGAGUCUUUAUGUCAUCUGAUGUCAGAAGUCAAUUGUUCAGUUUCAAUUAAUGAAUAUCCAAAAAUUUUGUCACCAAGUUUUUUCGUCACCUUGAACCCUUCAAUUUGCGUACUUUCUUGUUUAUAUCCAACACUUGUUUUGAGAUAACGAUGAAAACUGAUCGAGUUAUACUGCAGCUGAUGUGUUUCUCACUGUAACGAGGCAAACGUUUUUCUCAAAUGCUAACGGCUGUGGGCAGCUCGAAUUCGAACUGAUGUAGGGGAAAAAAUCGGCGUGCCAUUGGAUAGUUCUCUGGGGAAUUAUCAAUCGAGGAGAAAUGUCGGUUGGUGGCCUGAAAGUCCCUAGGUCAUUGCCAUUCUGCGCUGCAUUCAUGACUGAUGACUGAUUGUUUAUUCACUCACACGAUUUUUUGGGUUAUAAACCGGCAUUUUUACUUGUGAAAUAAACAUUUCAACAAUGCCAGAAGACAUUGAAAAACAAAAACUGCUCUAUAACACAGUAUUAGCUCAGACAUUCUCGCCAAGUGGUAAAUUUUUGAUAUGCAGCAACAUUUAUGGUGAUAUUUCCAUAUUUGAUAUUCCAAAGGUACUGGGACCCAGCAAAGAGAACGACAAUGAUCUCCAAGGGCCACUGUACAAAUUCACAGCACAUGCCGAUCAUCACGUUGAGAGUAUGGUGACAACAGACAAUUUUUUGGUAACCGGUACUGCCGGUGAAAUUUGUGGAUGGGACUGGAAAGUUUUGACUUCAGAUAAAGCAUCGAAAAUGAAAGUGUCGUGGACCGUCCCGAUGCCAGUUGAUAGGGACACUUCGGAGAAACCUGACGUUAAUUACAUGGUUUAUUCAAAGUCAAAUCAUAUACUCUAUGCAGGCUGUGGGGAUAACAAAAUUUAUGCUCUUGAUAUGGAGCAUGGCAAAGUCCUGAGGAAAUUUGAAGGACAUACAGAUUAUAUUCACAGUUUAGCCCUAUUGAAUAAUCAAUUGGCAUCAACGAGUGAAGACGGUUCAGUGAGACUCUGGGAUUUACGUAAAAAUGAUAACACAAAUAUCAUUCAACCACAUUUGUUCGACAAAGUAGCAAGGCCAAGGCUGGGAAAAUGGAUAGGGGCAGUUGAUUUCACGGAUGACUGGCUGGUGUGUGGGGGUGGUCCAAGUCUCUCACUGUGGCACCUUCGGACGAUGGAACCAGCAACGAUCUUCGAACUCCCAGAUCAAGGAAUCCACGUCGUCUCAAUCUACGAAGAACGAAUCAUCGCCGGAGGGGCAAUGCCUCACGUUUAUCACCUCAGCUAUCAAACCGAUACCCUUGCAAAAGUACCUACCUCAAGUAACACAGUCUACAGUAUUGUCUAUCACGAGACUCCUCAGAAGAUCCUCAGCAUCGCUGGGUCCAGCAAUAACAUCGACAUCUGUACGAACUUCAAUUAUAGAGAAUUGAUGUUGAGAUUUGCAUGAAACCCAUUCAAACUACCUUCUGUGUAUGAUUGCACUGGAGUAAGAGGAAUUGGUAGGCCAGGUUGACAACAGAAAUAUCAAAACCAUUCAUUUAUAAAGAACUGUGUUUAUGCGAAAACAUUAAAAACAGCUGAGGCGGUGAA
This is a messenger RNA of Diachasma alloeum, 1628 nucleotides long. It is a transcript of the gene thoc6, whose product is annotated as THO complex subunit 6 homolog. Gene Ontology annotation, molecular function: protein binding. NCBI's taxonomy places the organism in Eukaryota, Metazoa, Arthropoda, Insecta, Hymenoptera, Braconidae. Bases 487 to 1485 code for a protein of 332 amino acids. The transcript is spliced from 5 exons. The record is from RefSeq and is a predicted model, not a curated record. Gene Ontology annotation, biological process: mRNA export from nucleus. Gene Ontology annotation, cellular component: transcription export complex; THO complex.